AUGGCAGCUGCAGGAGCUGGACCUCACGGCCUGCAGCAAGCUAACCGACACCAGCAUCACCCAGGUCUGGCUGCUGCGGCCCCGGAGCCCAGCUGGGCGCGAGCGAAACCCUCCUGGUUGCAUGAGGGAGCCAGGGGAGACGGCCGUGCCGCCACGCCCAGAGGCCACUGGGCUCCCCCUCCUUCCUACACAGCCACGCAGCCCGCCCUGCGCUGCCGCCACGCCCAGAGGCCACUGGGCUCCCCCUCCUUCCUACACAGCCACGCAGCCCGCCCUGCGCUGCCGCCACGCCCAGAGGCCACUGGGCUCCCCCUCCUUCCUACACAGCCACGCAGCCCGCCCUGCGCUGCCGCCACGCCCAGAGGCCACUGGGCUCCCCCUCCUUCCUACACAGCCACGCAGCCCGCCCUGCGCUGCCGCCACGCCCAGAGGCCACUGGGCUCCCCCUCCUUCCUACACAGCCACGCAGCCCGCCCUGCGCUGCCGCCACGCCCAGAGGCCACUGGGCUCCCCCUCCUUCCUACACAGCCACGCAGCCCGCCCUGCGCUGCCGCCACGCCCAGAGGCCACUGGGCUCCCCCUCCUUCCUACACAGCCACGCAGCCCGCCCUGCGCUGCCGCCACGCCCAGAGGCCACUGGGCUCCCCCUCCUUCCUACACAGCCACGCAGCCCGCCCUGCGCUGCCGCCACGCCCAGAGGCCACUGGGCUCCCCCUCCUUCCUACACAGCCACGCAGCCCGCCCUGCGCUGCCGCCACGCCCAGAGGCCACUGGGCUCCCCCUCCUUCCUACACAGCCACGCAGCCCGCCCUGCGCUGCCGCCACGCCCAGAGGCCACUGGGCUCCCCCUCCUUCCUACACAGCCACGCAGCCCGCCCUGCGCUGCCGCCACGCCCAGAGGCCACUGGGCUCCCCCUCCUUCCUACACAGCCACGCAGCCCGCCCUGCGCUGCCGCCACGCCCAGAGGCCACUGGGCUCCCCCUCCUUCCUACACAGCCACGCAGCCCGCCCUGCGCUGCCGCCACGCCCAGAGGCCACUGGGCUCCCCCUCCUUCCUACACAGCCACGCAGCCCGCCCUGCGCUGCCGCCACGCCCAGAGGCCACUGGGCUCCCCCUCCUUCCUACACAGCCACGCAGCCCGCCCUGCGCUGCCGCCACGCCCAGAGGCCACUGGGCUCCCCCUCCUUCCUACACAGCCACGCAGCCCGCCCUGCGCUGCCGCCACGCCCAGAGGCCACUGGGCUCCCCCUCCUUCCUACACAGCCACGCAGCCCGCCCUGCGCUGCCGCCACGCCCAGAGGCCACUGGGCUCCCCCUCCUUCCUACACAGCCACGCAGCCCGCCCUGCGCUGCCGCCACGCCCAGAGGCCACUGGGCUCCCCCUCCUUCCUACACAGCCACGCAGCCCGCCCUGCGCUGCCGCCACGCCCAGAGGCCACUGGGCUCCCCCUCCUUCCUACACAGCCACGCAGCCCGCCCUGCGCUGCCGCCACGCCCAGAGGCCACUGGGCUCCCCCUCCUUCCUACACAGCCACGCAGCCCGCCCUGCGCUGCCGCCACGCCCAGAGGCCACUGGGCUCCCCCUCCUUCCUACACAGCCACGCAGCCCGCCCUGCGCUGCCGCCACGCCCAGAGGCCACUGGGCUCCCCCUCCUUCCUACACAGCCACGCAGCCCGCCCUGCGCUGCCGCCACGCCCAGAGGCCACUGGGCGCCAAUAAAAGCCUCUAACCAGCCCCCAUGU
Molecule: messenger RNA, 1745 nt
Organism: Pelodiscus sinensis (Chinese soft-shelled turtle)
Lineage: Eukaryota; Metazoa; Chordata; Testudines; Trionychidae
Source: RefSeq, a predicted model, not a curated record